UCCACCUAUUAUGAUCGCUUCAGUCCAAAAUAACCCCACUUUGGUCCGCACUACACCCACCGAUCCCUCAAAGGCUCAAACGACGCGUUUCUCACCUCACUAAUUAUCUGGAUACACACGCAACCCACCAUCCGAAAUUCUCAAAAAGCGCACACACGAGAUAGCGGCGGAGGGAUUCUGCAAUUUAAAAGUUCCAAAAGCAGAUUUGGAAAUAAAUAAAUAAAAAAUCUCUGAAAAACUGAUAAAAAUAGGGAUUUGGGAAAGGAUUUGGAGACGAAUCAGCUGCUGGAAAUUUAAGGUUCAAAUCCUUUUUCUUCUGGGUUAUAAAGCUGUGGAAGCUGGGAUUGGGAGCUGAUCUCGCCGCUGAUUACGCUGUUGUCCAGUAGCUGAGUUCCAACAUUACAUCUGUUUUUUUUCAGCCUUUGUUUUGGCUUUCGAUUUUUAUUUGUGGCUCAGGCCAUAAAGAGAAGUCAACUUUAACAAUAUGGACCUCAAACCGUUCAAAUUAGACAUUGAUGAGCUUAUAAAGGAGUUUGCCAAGGGUGGAUCUCCUAGUUUUGCAGAAAUGAAGAGAGUGUGGGUCUCUAAAAAGCUCUCCUAUAUUUUUGAGGCCAGUCCCUCUAAAGAUCAGGCAUGCUUUAUGCAAUCACUCUAUGCCUACUGCAGUGGUUACAUGGUGUCUAAUUAUUCUCUUUUGAGUAGACUGGGUGGGCUUUAUUCCCUGUACUGCCUUUAUGAGACGCAGCCAUUCAAGCUUCCUUUCAAGAUUUAUAUAUCUCUAGGUUAUGUGAAUGGAAUUGGACCACUAUUAGGUGUCCACCGUUGUUGCUUCGACUGAUGUUAAACCUUUUCUUGGUUUAGCUUUGAGGACAUUAACCUGUAUAAUUGGAACCACAGGAGACCUGAAGAAUCUUCGGAGCAUCAUCACAGAGGCAAAGGCUAAAGAUGUUAAAGUAGUCCCUGCCCUGCUUUAGUCAAACGUAUGUUAAACAGGAACAUGUUUCUUUUUGGGUCUGUGGAUGUGAAUGAAGGCUCUGUAACUGAGAGAUUAGAUGAACUGACGGAAAUACAAAAUGCAAGUAUCCGUAUAGCAUCCAAAAAGUUAUUUGCAAAUACCCAGAUCAAGCACUUCACCCACAUGGAUAUGGGCAUGGAGCUUGAGGUGGAUUUGCUCAAGCAAAAGUCAGCAGAAUAUGCAAGGGCCAAGGAACUAGCUAUUAGAGCGGCUAGAGACAUGGUGGAUGUAGAAAAUAUAAAGCACAUAACAGAGAACCAGACAUUGAUAGGCGAUGUAGUUGAGAAGACUGCUGAGGACUGGAAAGCUCAGAAGGAAAUAUUCUAUCAACAAACAGGCAUUGGUUUUCAGCCUGUCAAAGACUCGCUUGACAUUGUAAAGGAAAAGCAGGAAAAGUUCUCCCAACAAGAAGUGGCUGAAGAGCAUGAUGGCAAUGAAGACUUCAGUAAGGAACUAGAAGCAGUGCUAUUGUCGGAGCAAAACGAAUGUGACUUUGAAGAAUAGGGAGAGAACUUGUAUAAAAAGAAGGUUUGGCACUAUAGUUAUAAGUAUGCUUGUAAAUGAUUUUCGCAGCUACAUGAAAGAGGUUGCAGCUUCUAGUAGACUGUCCUGUAUUGAAAGGAAGGAAAGAAGUUUUGCAUGCAUAUAGAUAAGAUGAAAUUUUCCAGUUUCUAUCUGUGUACUGAACCUUGUCGCUCUCCUUUCUUUCCUCGCGAGCAGGAAACACCCUAGCGGGCAUAUGUUGCACGAU
Messenger RNA from Nicotiana tabacum (common tobacco), 1766 nucleotides. RefSeq lists its product as uncharacterized. Gene Ontology annotation, molecular function: sequence-specific DNA binding. Gene Ontology annotation, biological process: snRNA transcription by RNA polymerase II; snRNA transcription by RNA polymerase III. The record is from RefSeq and is a predicted model, not a curated record. NCBI's taxonomy places the organism in Eukaryota, Viridiplantae, Streptophyta, Magnoliopsida, Solanales, Solanaceae. Gene Ontology annotation, cellular component: snRNA-activating protein complex.